GGUUUGAGUGGGUAAAAUACUGAUGUAUGUGGUGGGCUGUGACAGAUAAACAAUGAAUGUCUUUUAGCAGAUUUUUUUUUUUUUUUGGCGUCAACUUGAUAGUGAAGCUAAUUAGUCAGUCAGUAUUCCUCCAAACUGUCAAUUGUCACAUUGACAGACAUAUCUACCUUGAACUAUACCUUGUAUUUCUAUCGUGUUCUUCUUUAUCUCAUCUAUUUUUGGCUGAGCUGAUAAAGAUUUAGACAGAGCAGAGUUGGCACAUGAAAGAAUGACAGAAUGAACAUCUGAGGGGAUUAGCCAGCACGGACGACAUUAAAAAGGGACAGUUGGACAGCGAGAGGAAGACCACGAGAGAGAAACCUCCCAGCUCAUCAGACACUUUGAAGCCUUUACAGAAGUAACUGAACAAAAUGUCAGACGCAGCUGUUGCAACUCCCGCCGACAAGAAGGCACCUCCUAAAUUCAAGCAGAGGGCUGCUCGCACAUUCAAGAGCAAGGCCCCUAAACCAGGCCAGAAGGGAUUCGGAGACGACAUCCCCGGCAUGGAGGGUCUCGGCACAGACAUCACAGUGGUGUGCCCAUGGGAAGCCUUCGGGGACAUGGAGCUCAGCGACCUGGCGAAAUACGGAAUUCUUUAGACCUCUUUCCUCUGCCUUUACCCCUACUGCCAUUAUUGUCCCUCAUGUGUUCCUACUGUUGAAAAGCAGCUGAAAAUCUACAACUUGUGUGCUCUGGAGAGAAGGCAGCCUUUGAUGAUUUAGAGGUCUGACCUGGAAAAUAAAAUCCAGAUCUCUCAUUUGUCUCGUGCACUUUAUUUGCCCCCUGCCUUUCUACCAAUUCUCCCUCGUCCUUUUCUACUUUUCUUCACCCUGCCGUCGCUUUUUUUCUCUGAAACUCUCCUUUGCAUUUCUUGCCUCUCUUAUGAAGUGGUGUCAGCAGCUCUGGACCUGAGAUUGUACUUUCCACAGUGGAAAAAAGGAGUAUAUAUUUUGUAAAUAUGUGAGAGGGUUUGAUAUCUGUUACUGUGAUAUCCUGGUGCUGCUCUGCUCUUCUCCUGUCCCCUCCUCUUCUCCUCAAAGCUGCUGACUCAGCAUGCACAGAUGUCUAUUUUGUGUAAUUAGCAAAUCAAAUUUUAUUUUCAUGUGAAAGUCUAAAUGAACUU
This is a messenger RNA of Thunnus maccoyii (southern bluefin tuna), 1162 nucleotides long. Its product is annotated as retinal cone rhodopsin-sensitive cGMP 3',5'-cyclic phosphodiesterase subunit gamma-like. Gene Ontology annotation, biological process: visual perception; positive regulation of G protein-coupled receptor signaling pathway; positive regulation of epidermal growth factor receptor signaling pathway. Gene Ontology annotation, molecular function: 3',5'-cyclic-nucleotide phosphodiesterase activity; cGMP binding. Bases 411 to 638 code for a protein of 75 amino acids. Gene Ontology annotation, cellular component: photoreceptor outer segment membrane. The record is from RefSeq and is a predicted model, not a curated record. The transcript has 3 exons. Lineage: Eukaryota; Metazoa; Chordata; Actinopteri; Scombriformes; Scombridae.